Adineta ricciae is the source of this 1026-nucleotide messenger RNA. NCBI's taxonomy places the organism in Eukaryota, Metazoa, Rotifera, Eurotatoria, Adinetida, Adinetidae. The record is from the annotation of a GenBank genome assembly.
AUGUCAUCUUCGACGGUGCCCAAUCUUGUAUUACAAGCUAAUAACCUAAAUUACGCUGCCAUGAUGUUUAUUCGAUGUUACUGUUAUAUCGUCAUACCAACGGGAACCAUCGGUCAUCUAUUGAGUGUUUAUGUGUUCACACGACCAUCACUAUGUUCAAAUUCUUGCAGUCGAUAUUUUCUAGCAGCAAGUAUCGUCGGAUUAGCUCAUACUGUAUAUGUUCUACCCAUGAGAAUGAUACAAUCAGCUUUUGUCGACACAGAUCCAGGUGCAUAUUCGGUCAUUUUCUGCAAAAUAACAUGGUUAUGCUUGAAUUCGUUGAGAGGUUCAGGAUUCUGGUUGAUUGUGGUAACUUCAAUCGAUCGAUACUUAUGUAGUUCCUCUUCAACAAAUACAAGAGCAUGGAGUAAUAUACGUGUAGCUAAUCGUGUCAUUCCUUUAAUUAUCAUCGUUCUCUUCACUGCAUAUGUUCAUGUUCCUGUCUUCUUCAGAAUUGAUAUUAUACCAGCUACACAAAAGCCAAUAUGUUAUCCACCUGGUCCUCCGGGAACUUAUCGCAUCAUUUUAUCAUAUUUUAACCUUGUUGUUCUUGGUCUGUCACCUUCAUUAUUAAUGUUAAUAUUUGGUCUUCUGACACUACGCAAUGUUGAACGAUCAAAACAGCUCAUAGUUGCGCCUACAACAAAUGCGCCGAAUGCCAUUCAUCGAAAGACCAAUACUCAUAUGAUUCGAAUGUUAAUCGUUCAAGUAUUUGUGUAUUGUAUAACAGGAUUAACCUUUUCUGUUGCAUUGAUUUAUACAGCUAUCAACGCUAGUAGACCGAAAACGAUCUUCGAAGUAGCUCAAGAAAAUAUGAUCAAUGCAACAGUUGGCAUGAUGUCUACUGUUGGUCCAUGCUUGAGCUUUUAUUUAUUCACCCUUUCAAGUGGCUUAUUUCGAAAAGAAUUGAAAAAUCUCUUUUCUGGCAUUCACAACUUUGUUGAUCAUUCUUCAGCUGUCGCAAACACAACAAAUACCAAUCGAUGA